Molecule: messenger RNA, 2896 nt
Organism: Pocillopora damicornis (cauliflower coral)
Lineage: Eukaryota; Metazoa; Cnidaria; Anthozoa; Scleractinia; Pocilloporidae
Product: F-box/WD repeat-containing protein 7
Biological process (GO): proteasome-mediated ubiquitin-dependent protein catabolic process; ubiquitin recycling
Cellular component (GO): cytoplasm; nucleus
Molecular function (GO): ubiquitin binding
Source: RefSeq, a predicted model, not a curated record
AUGGCUGGCCCAAGGCGUAUCUUGGAUAUAAAUCGCGCGACGACGGAGGAAUUGGAGGGUUUAAAUGGAGUCGGAAGAACAAUAGCAAAGAGCAUCGUGGAUGUCCGAACUGCUCUAGGCGGGUUUUCAAGCAUCGAAAACUUGCUUGUCAUUCCGGGUAUAGGACAUUGUUUUAUUGAUCUACACAAAGAUGCCCUUUGUUGUUCUCCCCUGCCCAAUCUUAACCGGAGAGAGACAAGAGGCUCUGCCAAAGCUAAGACUGGUAGGCACUCAUUAAACAGGAGAUCUUCUCCAACUGCAGCUAGCAAAGGACAUGGAACACCCAAGGGAAAAAGUGAAUCAAUAAAACGAAAACUCUCGAGCAGUAGUCAUGAUCUAGAAAAUGAGGAGAGUGAGAAAUCAUCACCAGAGAAAAAGUUCUGUUCUCCUGCCCAAAAGAGGCUGUUAAAGCUUCUGCCUCAUAGAAACUAUGGUACCAUCAAGACAGCCACACCUGUGAUGAGUCCAGUUGACAGCCGUAGUCGGCACAUGUCAUUUUGCAGCCAUCCUCCAGCAGGUCUAGAAGAAUGGUUGCAAACAUUUCUGCAGUGGACAGCUGAGGAAAGGAAAUAUGCUCUUGAUGAGAUCAUUGAAAAUUGUGAGCCAACAGUUGUUAGACACAUUAUGGGUACCAUUGAACCAAGAUUUCAACGGGACUUCAUCUCUCUUUUGCCAAGAGAACUUGCAUUAUAUGUUCUGUCAUUUUUAGAACCCAGUGACUUGUUACAAGCUGCUCAGACCUGCAAGUGCUGGCAAACACUUUGCGAUGACAACCUGCUAUGGAAGCAGAAAUGUAAGCAAGCUAAUAUUGAAGAAGAACCAGUAACUCCUGUGAAAAAUGGUAGGCGUAGAUCCAAUAAUGCACAACAGAUAAACCAAAAUACUAAAGCUGCUAACAGCCCUUUCAAGAAACUUUACAUGACAAAGCAGCGCGUGUAUUGGAACUGGAGAAUGGGCCCACUGCGUCCAUCCAAAGUCCUUAAAGGACAUGAUGACCAUGUCAUCACCUGUCUUCAGUUUUGCGGCAGCAAAAUUGUUAGUGGUUCUGAUGACGGAACUCUUAAAGUGUGGUCUGCAAUAUCUGGAAAGUGUCUACGCACUCUUGUAGGUCACACUGGGGGUGUUUGGUCAUCUCAGCUGAGUGGCAACAUCAUUGUCAGCGGCUCUACUGAUCGCACACUGAAAGUCUGGAAUGCAGACACUGGUUACUGCAUGCACACACUGUAUGGACACUCAUCUACCGUUCGUUGUAUGGACAUGCAUGACAGCACUGUUGUUAGUGGUUCAAGGGAUGGUACUUUAAGAGUGUGGGACACUUCUUCUGGAAACUGCCUUCAUGUGUUGGUUGGGCACCUUGCUGCAGUGAGAUGUGUGAAGUAUGAUGGCAGACGUGUGGUCAGUGGAGCAUAUGAUUUUUUGGUAAAAGUUUGGGACCCUGAAACAGAGCAGUGUAUACACACUUUGCAAGGACACACCAACAGGGUGUAUUCUCUACAGUUUGAUGGUGUUUACAUUGUGAGCGGCUCAUUAGAUACUUCAAUACGAGUAUGGCAUGUAGAGACUGGACAAUGCCUGCAUACCUUGAUUGGUCACCAGUCUUUAACAAGUGGCAUGGAGUUAAAAAACAACACAUUAGUCUCAGGAAAUGCUGAUUCUACGGUCAAAAUCUGGGAUAUUGCCUCUGGACAGUGCCUGCAGACCCUGGCAGGCCCAAAUAAACACCAGAGUGCUGUUACUUGCCUUCAGUUUAACAGCCGUUUCGUUAUCACCAGUUCUGAUGACGGCACAGUUAAAAUUUGGGACUUGCGGACAGGGGAGUAUAUCAGAGAUCUAGUAAAGUUGGACAGUGGUGGCAGUGGUGGUGUUGUGUGGAGAGUGAAAUGUGAUGAAAAGAAGUUGGUUUGUGCUGUUGGAAGCAGAAAUGGAACUGAAGAAACAAAACUUCUGGUCUUGGACUUUGAUGUUCAUGAGUAAUUGCUUGAUUUUUGCACUGCUUACUGCUUAAUUGCUCUAGCAGACAGUGCAAUAGUCAUUUUUUUUUGUAAAUUUUUUGUUUUCAUUUUGAAAGGACUCUCUUUAGUUUCUGGAACAUGUAGGCAUCAUUGUUCUCAUCUCAUUCAUUAAUCUUACAGUGUUACAUAAUUGUGUUAUUUUGUCAUCGGUGUUGUGGCUGCAAGCAACAUAUUUUGCCUUUUGUACAAAAUUUGUGAGUUGAGUUAAGUUGGACAGCACUUUGUAAAAAGUAAUUCAUUAAAGCUGUAUUUGCCUUUUGGAUAAUGCAAGGCCAAAAAAUAUAUUAGUCCUAUUGCAAAACUAAUUUUACAAACAAUAUUUCCAGGUUUGGUUCAUUUAGGCCAAAUGCCUCUUAUUGUGCUGACACAUGGCUUGUUGCAUUGAAUUAAAAGGGUGAGAGCUUAUGAACAGGAUUUCAUGACCACUAAUGCCUGCGGGUCAGGCAUUGUAAAAAUUCAGUAGAACAGAAUUUGACCUUUUAGUCAUCAAUGGCUAUACAAAGAAAAUUAUGCACCUCAGGGAGUUGUCAAAGUAAAUAUAUAUAUUUUUCCACUACCAUUGUAAUAAGAUAAUGGGUCAGGAUCACUUGUGUCCAAAAAAUUUUGAUGACACUUUCUUAUAACAUGAUAUUAUUCCAUUGACAUACUUGAAAGUUGUUUAAGUUUAUCUUUGUAUCAGGGGCCAGUGAUAUCUUUGGAUGGUUGCCUCUGUCCUUUGACGCUUUCAAGGAUCAUUACUUUAAGUAAAAGGUAAUACCAAUGAUUGUAUAAAGUGAACUAAGUUAAAGGUUGGGUGAAAUGAUGAAGACUGAAAAGCAAUAAAGCUUAUUUUUGUAACACUGUUC